AUGUUUGCUAAUAAUUACUGGUCUUCGGAUUACAGAGUGGGCAUUGACAAGAUCUCAGAGCAGUCUAUCCAAUCAUUACAUCAGCUACAUGAUUUGAGGAAAUUGAUUUUCAAUUAUAUGAAUUAUAGCUAUUCUAAUAGUGAAUUCUUAAACAAACUAAGUGAAGAUGCAUUCCAACAAAACAAUAGUAUAGACUUAUUGUCCACUGGCUCGAAUAGUUCCGAUAAAUCAACUUUGAAAAGGUUAAGCGAACAAUUUGUAGAAGCCACAAGGUUAGAAGCUUCAUCCGCCAAGCAUACAUCUACUAGCAAGUACAUGGAACAUAGCUUAACACCUUAUAAAUUACAUAUCCAUGAGAUCACCGAGGAAUCAAAGUCAUUAAUUGCUCUUUCAAACACAAUUGACUUUCUGGUACUUGAACCUGUCACAUCAUUCAUAAAGAAAAGUGAGCCGAUGAUAAAAGUACUUUUGAACGAGUUUGAAGAUUUAUUUGAAGACUAUGAAACAUGUUAUAAAUCAAUUGAAAAGAUAAGAAAAGAGUUUGAAGAGAUUUCAAGUUUAAAGGAAUUGGAAGACAGGAAGGAGAAAAGUUUUAUCGAAGACGAUAAAGAAAAUGACAGUAGCGAUGAAGAAUAUGACAAUAUCCUGAGUGGAGAUGGCCUGACGCCUUCUACUCCAAAACUGAGGGUGACCAGUCUAAAUAACCCAAAUGCAUUGAUUGAGCCUGUAGCGGCACAAUUUUCGUUUCCUCUUUACAUAGGACCCAUACAAGUCAAGGAACUCUCUCAAUUGAAGACAUUCCUUUCGGACAUAACGUCAGAAAUUGAGACUGUUAAGAGGAAAUUUGCCAUUCCAGGUUUCAAAAAUGAAACCUUUUCUUCAGAGAAUCUCUGUCGUUGGGUCAGUGCAAGGAGGCCCUUUGGAAUAAAUCCAACAAGAUUGAAUUUAGAAAGGUUUGGACAAUCCUUAAUUGAUUUGAAGAUUAUUGUGGGGAUGGGGUUCAUUGGUGCCAAAAAGUUUAAGAGUGAAGGAAUGUGGUUUGAAUGGUCGGAGAAGGUUGAUCUUACGUUGAAUCCAGAAACAGGGAAACCUGUGGAAAUAAUCGUACUGGAAGAUCAGGAAUUGACGCCUUCGUCUACCACAAGUAGAUCUUCUAGUGGUGGAGUAUCUGGUGGUGUUCAGACAACUCCAAAGAAACCCAACGCUCAUUCGUUUGGGUCAACAAUUCUUUCAAAUAUGAGAAAUACAAUUCUCAAGACGAAUUAUCCUCAAAUUCUCUUAAUACUUGAACAGAAAUAUAACGAUAAUUAUUUACAACUUCACAACUUGAGACAUCAGUUGGACACACACACAUUCAAUUCAAUGCAAAAAUUGGAGAUUUUCGAAAGAGAAAGAAUUGCUCUCACAUACAACAGUUUAACUAAACUUCUGGAGAUCUUGUACAACUCUUCUCUUGCCACAUCCAACCGUCUUCAUCAAUUUGCUACGGACUUAAUCACUAACUUAAAUAAACCUGAAAAUUACAAAGCGGAUUUUAAUAAAAUACAGGAUAGCUUCAGCACAGGUAUAUACUUUCCAUCUAUUUUAUCACCUGAUAAUUUAUCUAGAAAGCAUUAUAGCUCACAUCAGACAAAUAGUAAUUUCCAAAAUGUGAAAUUGAAGUUCAAUUUAUAUAAGGACAUUGAGUUGCAACCACUUUCGAGCGACGAAAGUGAGAUCCUUAGUAUCAGAUCUAUUCCCAAGUUCCUAUAUAAACUAAUCUCCCUUUUGGAAGAAGAAAGGAAUGAUUUAACUAAAGAAGAUGCAGAAUCUUUUAGUUUGUGGACUAACCCAUUGAACGGUGAAAAGUACUGGUCGAUGAAAAGCGACAUCAUCAACUUGGUGAACAAUUUCACAGUUUCCACCAGUAUUGCAGAUGAAGAAGCCACUAUUCAUGGACAAAUUUUGGACGAUAUUUUGACAUACUGCUCGCAUCAAUCAACGGCAGAUUUAGUCAACUUUAUCAAAUAUUGGCUAUUAGAAAUUGGUGAUUCUCUUAUUCCAUUUACUAUGUAUGAGCGUUUGUUGAACGAGGCCGAUAAUCAUCUGAAGCUUUGUAACUUAUUGUCGACCAUGCCCAGAGGAAAUUUAUCAUCGUUAAUAUUCUUACUUGAACAUAUAUGUUCCAUAUCUGGAUUGGAUUCAAUUCCAAGCUACAAAUUCUCAGACAAUCUAGCUGAAGCAUUAAUUUCUGAGAAUCCGGACUUAGAGAAGGUGGAGACCGUUUCUACUGAGCUAAAUUCAAUGGAUCUGAUAGGGACGAUUCCUUUCUUGCAUCUUAUUUUAAGACCAUCAGCGGUUAAGCAUACAUAUGGCUUCAAACCUCCUCUUCCUAAGUACAACACUAUCCUUUCUGAUUUGCUAAAUGUUCAGGUGAGGAGCAAACUUUUCACCUCACUUGUACAAAAUGAACAGAAGUACCAAUCCAAAAAGGAGAAUCAGAUGAGACUACCAAUACCAGUGUUGGCUCCAAUAAGUAAUGCAGAAAGCUUAAUUCCAAAAAGUCCUAAACCAUCUCAGGCAGGAGAAAACUUCACGUUAAGACCGUUCCGUACCAAAGCUACACCAAAUCCCUCCCCAUCUGGUUCUCCCAAGCAACAUCUUCUGAAUGCCUUUGAAGCAGACACUAACAGACCAAGAAGUGCAAGCAACACUUACUUGGCUCCUAAUAUUAACGUUGAAUUUGAAGCUAAGAAAUAG
Dujonia railenensis is the source of this 2739-nucleotide messenger RNA. The record is from the annotation of a GenBank genome assembly. Lineage: Eukaryota; Fungi; Ascomycota; Pichiomycetes; Serinales; Debaryomycetaceae.